UCCCGCCUUUGCGGAUCGGCGCGGAUCGGCGACUCGAAAGGCGUUGCUCAUGGCUGGAUCAUCGCAAUGUCCACCGUUUCGCCGUGGCGGUCAGCGUUGCGACGCACGGUUGCGCCGUGUCUGAGCCGUGGAAUAUCCGCAGGACUGUAGGGGAGUUCCAAGGUCUCUCGAAAUGAAAUCCCCUGGCCGUUCGCCGAGCCAAGUGAGGGACAGAGAGAGAGAGAGAGAGCCCACCGGGCAGGGGGACCAGGGGGCAUGUUUGACGUUGCAUGUCAAGGUGGACAUGGUUGGUGGUGGUGUGAACCAGGCCAGGAACCAGGAACGGGAUUGGCACGAGAAUAGGCAAGGAUCGAGGGUACAAAGUCCAAACGUGCUAACUGUAUGCAAACACUUCCCGCUGAGAGCCGAUUUCAUCAUCAUCAUUAACACGCACUACGCACAUGCCUAUCUAUGUUAUCAACGUGUCGACCGCAGUCUAGAUGUCGGCCGAAUGCUCGUCCGUCAAUUAAUCCAGGAACGAGGCUUUGGCCAAGCCCAGUCUUUUUCGCAUUUUGUCUCGCUCCAGCGCGCUGCCGCUGAGCGCUGGGCCGUAAGGGGAACGCCUGCGGCACGGGAGCCAACCAGAGCGCGGCGGUGACUCGGACUGGCCAAUGGCGAGUUGGCCAUUGCAUCUAGCUGAGAAUUCUAGCUGAGACGGGUUGUCUGGCAGACGCCACUUCCAUUGUCGCGAGCUGCUCGAUCACGUCUAGUUGAGUGCCGCUAAGAGACACCGGCGGACGGUAUUCCGUGCUC
This is a messenger RNA of Ilyonectria robusta, 792 nucleotides long. RefSeq lists its product as uncharacterized. The transcript has a single exon. NCBI's taxonomy places the organism in Eukaryota, Fungi, Ascomycota, Sordariomycetes, Hypocreales, Nectriaceae. The record is from RefSeq and is a predicted model, not a curated record. The coding region runs from base 173 to 637 and encodes 154 amino acids.